ACGUCCAAAUUUUUUGAACAAGUAAAGAAAAGAAUUCUCCCACAACAUUAAAAUUAUUAUAUAUACUCCACCUCUUCUCUAUUCUUCUCUCCCCUUUCUUCCUUCCUUCCCCCACACACACCCCCCAAACACCUUCUUAUUCUCCCUCCUCUUUUUCGUUUUUUUAAAAAAAUGAAGUUAUUUGGUUAUACAAUAAGUACCCUCCUCCAUGUUUUGUUUGUUCUCUCUUUCUCCAUUUCAGGAAUGGUUUCGUCUCUAGGAAUAAACUACGGGCAAGUAGCUAACAAUCUACCCCCGCCGGCAACAGUUUUAUCCCUAAUGACAUCAGUGAGGCUUACCAAGGCAAGAAUCUACGAUACGAAUCCUCAAGUAUUAACAACGUUCGCUAACUCUGGUGUUGAACUUAUUGUAACGGUGGAGAAUAACAUGUUAGUAACCCUGAUGAACCCUCAACAAGCUCUUCAAUGGGUUACUAGUCAUAUUAAACCCUAUUACCCGGCCACCAAUAUUACCGGUAUAUCGGUUGGAAACGAGGUUUUUACCGAUGGUGACACUUCGUUAACCAACUACGUUGUACCAGCAAUGGUUAGUGUACAUGCGGCGCUUGUUCAACUCGGCCUCAGCUCGUUUAUCCAAGUUUUUUCGCCUACAUCAGCAGGAGUCCUACAAGAAUCUUACCCGCCAUCUGCCGGGGCUUUCAAGCCUGAAUUAACAGGAGUACUCACCCAAUUUUUGCGCUUCUUACAAACUACUAAUUCACCCUUUUGGGUUAACGCGUACCCUUAUUUUGCUUACAAGGAUGACCCCACCCGUAUCCAACUGGACUAUGUUUUAUUCAACCCGAACGCUGGAAUGGUUGAUCCAUACACAAAACUGCAUUAUGACAACAUGUUAUAUGCUCAAGUUGAUGCAGUUAUUUUUGCCCUUUGGCGGUUGGGUCACGGUGGGUUGGAUGUGAGAGUUUCCGAAACUGGGUGGCCUUCAAUGGGUGACACAAAUGAGAUAGGGGCAACAGUACAAAAUGCAGCAACUUAUAACAAGAAUUUGUUAACAAGGCAAAUGGCUCAUGAGGGAACUCCUUUGAGACCAAAUAAUAGGCUUGAAGUUUAUGUGUUUGCUCUAUUCAAUGAAGAUUUGAAGCCUGGUCCCACUUCUGAAAGACAUUAUGGCUUGUUUCAGCCUGAUGGUACAAUGGCUUACAAUGUUGGUCUAACUUCUUUAGCUAAUCAUGAACAUUCUUCUAAACCUUCUACAUCCAUCUCUUUGACAUCUUCUGCCUCUAAGGAAACGUUUAAGGGAUAUCAAUGCUUGGUUUAUUGGAUGUAUGUAGUUUUGCUCGCUUUCCAAGUUUUAAUGAGAAGACCAACAUAACAAGUUCAUCUUCGAUAAUUCAAGGCAAGAUUAUGUGUAAAUAUCUGAAAUUUUAUUCUGUACCAAAUUCAUCGUAUAGCUAGCUAGGUCGUGUCCUGUCACUACAUGAAAAAAAAGGCAAAAUCAGGAUUUUAAAUUCGGGAUAUCAACAUUCGGCACAGUUAAUUGAAGGUGAUGAAGAGAUUUCAAGAUAAUAUUUCUUAGAGAUUUACAAAUUAAUUGGCUUGAAAAAGUUGGUUUCUUUUUCACCAACUUUUUACAAGCUUGGACAACACAAGGAAAAACAGCUCCAGGAUACGAUCAAAAAAUUGAAGAAUGCACCCCAUGUUCUUUUAAAAUCAGAACAACCAGAUUAUGAUGGGUGUCUUUGUUGGGCAUAGUCAAGCACCUUUACUUACUUUAUGGGGUCAAAUAUUUCCCUUAUCCGUAUUUCUUCGAAAAAACAUUCUUUUUUAUUUUAUAUAUGUAGGAUGUAUGAUUCACCCCAUAUUAAGUCACUAGUCAAACAAAUGUACUAUUGAAUUACAAAACAUUUUAUUGGGUGGGGUUAUGUAAACACCGGAUUCGUGUAUUCAUAAAGAACAUAAGAUUUAAUCAGUCGGGUUCAUAUAAAAAUUAGCUUUUUAUUACACUUAUUUUAUUAAAUUUAGGGUGACUAAUUAUGUUGUACAAAUAUACGAGUUAUCUUGUAAUUAUUUUUAUGAUGCGGGACAAAAGUAUUAUUUUGCACCCAAAUGUAAUAUAUUGUUGUAUUGUACAUAUAAAAUUUGUUGAAUUAAAUAUAAGUAA
Messenger RNA from Spinacia oleracea (spinach), 2160 nucleotides. RefSeq names its product glucan endo-1,3-beta-glucosidase 11. The transcript is spliced from 3 exons. Bases 172 to 1371 code for a protein of 399 amino acids. Gene Ontology annotation, biological process: carbohydrate metabolic process. NCBI's taxonomy places the organism in Eukaryota, Viridiplantae, Streptophyta, Magnoliopsida, Caryophyllales, Amaranthaceae. Gene Ontology annotation, molecular function: hydrolase activity, hydrolyzing O-glycosyl compounds. The record is from RefSeq and is a predicted model, not a curated record.